This is a messenger RNA of Panicum hallii, 3424 nucleotides long. RefSeq names its product filament-like plant protein. Bases 410 to 3283 code for a protein of 957 amino acids. Lineage: Eukaryota; Viridiplantae; Streptophyta; Magnoliopsida; Poales; Poaceae. The transcript is spliced from 5 exons. The record is from RefSeq and is a predicted model, not a curated record.
UGUGAAAGAAAAGUCUAUGCUUUGUAGCCUCUGCAACCUCUAGCGUGGGUGGAGGAAGGCCUGGAGGGAGACGAGGGAGGCAAAGGAGACCCAUCUCCCUGGCUUGUUCGAGCUGCCUGGGCGGGAAAGAGAAAGCGAGUUGGUGAGAGCGCAAAGGAGAAAAGAGGAAAAGGAAAGCCCGGGCCGGCCUGGAUUCUUGCGGUUGCGGGGGCGACUGAUUUCUCUUCUGCGCUCCUGCUCCUCGCGCCCCAAGCCGCGGCGGCCUUUCUUCCAACCCACCGCGGUGGCGCCGGCGCCAGCGCCGCGCCGCUAAUCUGUGUUGAUAUCUGGACCCUGCUUUUGGACAUUGUGCUGGUGGAGGAUCCAAUGGAAUCCCAGUUGCUGCUUUGAAUGGUCUGGUGGUUGGGAGAUGGAUCGCCGGAGUUGGCUGUGGAAGCGCAAGUCGUCAGAUAAGAGCCCUGGGGAGAGUGAUAGCUCUGGUUCUGCGUCAUCACACUCUGAGCCUUACUUCGAUGAUCAGGAAGUCAAACCUGUUUCCAGUAUUUCUUCCCCAAAUCAUAGUCAUUCACCUGAAGUUUCUUCAAGGAUUAUGACCGAUGAUGAGACUCAAGAAGCUGAACCAGCAAAAUCAUUGAAUGAGAAGCUGUUGUUGGCAACUAUCUUAAAUGACUCUUCUCCACAGAAUGGCCAGUCACCGCAGCCAGAGGUGUGCCAAUCUCCACAGCCAGAGGUAUCCCCAAAUGUUCGAGAUGGUGAUUUUCAGGAUUCUGUAAAGAGUUUGAAUGAGAAAGUGUCCCCAAAAAUUAGGGACGAUGAUGUCCAGGAUUCUAUAAAGAGUCUGAAUGAGAAACUUUCUGCUGCUCUUUUGACUAUCAAUGUGAAAGAGGACUUGGUAAAGCAGCACACAAGAGUUGCAGAAGAGGCUGUUGCAGGUUGGGAACAAGCUGAAGCUGAAGUUGCUUCCCUGAAGCAAUUACUUGAAACUGCAUCUCAGAAGAACACCUCUCUGGAGGAUCAGAUCAGCCACCUAGAUGAUGCCCUUAAAGAAUGUGUAAGGCAGCUUCGCCAGGCACGAGAAGAACAAGACAAGAAGAUCCGUGAUGCAGUUGCCAAGAAGUCUAAAGAAUUGGAGUCUGAGAAGUCUGAGCUCCAGAACCAUAUUGCCGAACUGAGUAAGCAGCUGGAAGCCACCAAAGUAGAAGCUACUACCGUGCAUGCCCAGCGUGAUCUGCAGGAAAAGCUUCAAAUAGUGGAGAAAGAGAACAAAGACCUCAAGGUUGAGCUACUCACACUGUCGAAGGAUCUGAAGAUACUUGCACGGGAAAGGGACCUGAGCAACCAAGCAGCAGAGACAGCAAGCAAACUUCACCUGGAAAGUGUGAAAAAGAUUACAAGAGUUGAGGCAGAAUGCCUUAAGUUGCGUUAUCUAACACGGAGAACGUCCUUGACCAAUGAUUCUAGGCCUAUAGCCAAUAGUGCUUGCAUGGAAUCUCAGAGCGACAGUCAGUCUGACAGUGGGGAGCGCAUGCUAGUUGCUGACAAUGAAGCGAAAAAUUGUGAUUCGUGGGCAUCAGCUCUGAUGGCUGAGCUUGACCAAUUCAAGAAUGGAAGCUCAGGCACAGGAAAUCUUGUGAACAAUCCUGUUGAGAUUGACCUGAUGGAUGAUUUCCUCGAGAUGGAAAAGCUGGCUGCUUUGCCUGAAGUAGACUGCGUAGGCUCUAGCUUCGGGGCUGAAACUGAUUCUGACCAGGUUGUAACUAGAGAUCAAUCAUCAAAAGUUGAAACUGAGUCAUUGCUGAGUCAGGUGGCAGAUUUGCAUGAAAAGGUUGAGAAGAUUGAAGUUGAGAAAAGGGAGCUUGAAAUGGCCCUUGCAGAUGCCAGAGAUCAUCUUGGCACAUCAUGUGAUGCUCUAAUGGUGGCCAACAACAAGUUGAUUGAUCUGCAGAUGCAGUUGGACUUGGCAAACGAGUCCAAACAUGCUGCUUUGGGACAAGCGGAACAACUGGAUGGUGAGAGGAAAGAUUUGGCAUUGCAAUUGGAGUCCAAGUCUGCACAAGUUGCGGAGCUCCAGCUGAUGGUGGCGUCACUGGAAGAAAAGGUAAACAGGAAGGAGUUGGAACUGCAGUUAGAGGUAAUUUCUGCUGAGGCUGCAGAUCUUCGCAAGACAGUGGUUUCCUUGGAAGAGAAGAUUGACGCAGAGAGAACUCUUUUGAUGAAGCACAAAGCAAAUGCAGACACGGCAGAGGCAUGUAAAGAAUCAUUAGAGGCACAACUGCAGUCUGCAAACACAGAGAUUGGGAAACUGAAAGGGAUUGUGCAAAUUUUGGAGAGUGAGGUGCAGAAAGAGAAGGCAUCUCAUGAAGAACUUGAGAAACAGGUAGAGACCAUGAAGGUUGAGUCAGAGAGAUCACUUUCUUCAGUGUGUUCUAAAGAGUCAUUAGAAGCGCAAUUACAGGUAGUGAACUCAGAAGUUGCAAAACUGCACAGGACAGUGAAUGAGUUGGAGCACGAUGCUACAAAAGAGAAGGCAUAUUCUUCAGACCUCCAGAUGCAACUAGAGGCAGUGGAAGGCAUCAGGAAGGUGUUGGAGUCUGAACUUGAGUCUUCACACCAGGAGACCAUGAAGCUCCGGGAGAAGGUUUCGUCAUUGGAAGUAAGGCUUAAGGACCAGACCUCAUUGCUUGUAGAAUUUACAGCUAAAUCAGAGGAUGCAGUGUCCCGGAGAAAGUCAAUGGAGGGUCAACUUGAAGCAGCAAAUCUGGAACUCACAAAACUGAGAAACAAGGUGAGCCUGCUGCAAGGGAAGGUUGAGCAGGAGAAGCUUCUGUCAGAAGAGUAUGAAGCCAAAUGCCGCAAGCUGGAGGCUCAGCUGUCCAGGGACAGCCGAGAGGCGAAGCUUUGGCAUCUUGCUAACUCAAACGGUGACCUGAAGGUCAAGCAGGAGAAAGAGCUAACUGGUGCUGCUGGGAAGCUCGCGGAGUGCCAAAAGACCAUCGCUAACCUUGGUCGCCAGCUGAAAUCACUAACUGAUCUGGAUGGUGUGGCGUCUGAUGCUGAAAAUCUGGAACCCAGGGACACACACCUUGACUUCAGGGAUGGCGACGAUGACCUGCUCUCUGCAGACAUGGCUGAUGGGUUGUACGAACCGGGUCUUCCAAGGAGGAAUGGGAGCUGCUUUUCGCCGAUUCAGCUGAAUCCAUCCUCGUCCCCACCCUCGGGAUCCCCGGUGUUUUCGGGGAGUCUGGCGUCUCUUAGUAGCUACUUGAGCAAAACAAAAAAGUGAAGAAUCUGAUGAGAGGAUUGUGCAUAAAUUAUUGACAUUUCGUUGAUGAUAUCAGUCGUUACCUGAUGGUAGAUCGGUGUACAUUUACAGAACCUGAUGGUUGCUUACGUUUUUGGUCAUCUAUUUCUCCUCGUUUGUGUU